Ipomoea triloba (trilobed morning glory) is the source of this 2292-nucleotide messenger RNA. Its product is annotated as nucleobase-ascorbate transporter 1-like. Gene Ontology annotation, molecular function: transmembrane transporter activity. Lineage: Eukaryota; Viridiplantae; Streptophyta; Magnoliopsida; Solanales; Convolvulaceae. Gene Ontology annotation, cellular component: membrane. Gene Ontology annotation, biological process: transmembrane transport. The record is from RefSeq and is a predicted model, not a curated record.
AGUGCUGCCCUGCUCUGCCUGGGUGCUUUACUUUCUUCUUUUGCUCUCCUCCCUCCCUCCCUCUCUCUCUCUCUCUACUUUCUCCUCCUUGUUUUUAUUAGCUUCUUCUCAAAUAUUCUGUCCUUUUUCUCUUUUUGCAUUAUCGUUCUUUCUUGUUUUUGAUUCUUUGUGUGUAAGAUAGUGAAAUAGAAGCGUUCUUGGUGAUCCUCCGCCCUCACCAAUGGCAAUGGCAGAGAUUGCUCACCCUCCCAUGGAGCAACUCCAGGACCUCGAGUAUUGCAUAGACUCCAACCCUCCAUGGCCUGAAACCAUAUUGUUAGCGUUUCAAAAUUACAUAUUAGUACUUGGGACAAGUGCGAUGAUCCCUACACUGCUUGUACCACUAAUGGGUGGAUCCGACGGGGACAAGGCACGGGUAAUACAAACCUUGCUUUUUGUUGCUGGAAUAAACACUCUUCUCCAAGCACUCUUUGGAACCAGAUUGCCAGCUGUAGUUGGAGGAUCCUUUGCAUACGUCAUCCCCAUAGUCUAUAUUAUUAGUGAUUCAUCUCUUCAACGGAUAAGCGAGCCACAUAUAAGAUUUAUACAAACCAUGAGGGCGAUCCAAGGAGCGUUGAUUGUUGCCGCAAGCAUUCAAAUAAUCUUGGGGUACAGCCAAGUUUGGGGUCUGUUUUCACGUUUUUUCAGUCCCCUUGGUAUUGCACCCGUCGUUGGAUUAGUUGGUCUGGGCCUAUUUCAGAGGGGAUUUCCCGCGCUCGGGAAUUGUGUCGAGAUUGGGCUGCCAACACUAUUGUUGGUAAUUGGCUUGUCACAAUAUCUAAAGCACGUUAAACCACUGAGGGACUUCCCGCUGUUUGAACGGUUUCCUAUAUUGAUAUGCGUCACGAUUAUUUGGAUAUAUUCCGUAAUUCUGACAGCUAGUGGAGCUUACCGAGGCAAACCUCUUCAUACUCAACUCAGUUGUCGUACAGAUAGAGCAAAUAUCAUAUCUACUGCUCCAUGGUCUGUUGAUGUAGAUAUGUGCAUUCUUCUAAUCAGUAAUGCUUUUUUGAUGAGUGUAAAUAAUACUAAACUUACUGAUCAUAAUCUCAGGUUCAAGUUCCCGUACCCUUUGCAGUGGGGUCCACCUACUUUCGCCGCAGGCCAUUCAUUUGCAAUGAUGUCUGCAGUUCUUGUAUCAAUGGUUGAGUCAACUGGUGCAUACAAGGCUGCAUCUCGUCUAGCAAUUGCCACUCCACCUCCAGCCUACGUACUUAGUCGGGGGAUUGGUUGGCAGGGAAUAGGUGUUUUACUUGAUGGUCUUUUUGGAACAGGCACCGGGUCCACUGUAUCUGUGGAAAACGUGGGACUCCUUGGACUCACUCGGGUUGGGAGCCGUAGAGUUGUUCAGAUUUCUGCGGGCUUCAUGAUAUUCUUCUCCAUGUUAGGGAAAUUCGGAGCUGUUUUUGCGUCUAUACCUUUCGUGAUAUAUGCUGCGUUAUACUGUGUUCUGUUUGGCCUUGUAGGUUCUGUAGGCUUGUCGUUUCUUCAGUUCACAAACAUGAACUGUAUGCGCAAUCUCUUCAUCACGGGCCUUUCACUCUUCCUAGGAAUCUCGAUUCCUCAGUUCUUCAAUGAAUAUUGGUCCCAAGGUCGCCAUGGCCUCGUUCACACCAAUGCCGGAUGGUUCAAUGCAUUCAUGAACACGAUAUUCUCCUCCCCGCCAACAGUGGGAUUGAUCGUGGCGGUGUUCCUGGACAACACGCUGGAAGUGGAAAAAUCGAAGAAAGACAGAGGGAUGCCGUGGUGGGUGAAGUUCAGAACAUUCAGAGGCGACAACCGCAACGAGGAAUUCUACACUUUGCCGUUUAACCUCAACAGAUUCUUUCCACCUACAUAGCCCCAGAUAGAAAUCUUGGAAGAAAAAGAACAGAGCGGUAGUUACUUUCUUAGGCAAAUUCAAAUUCAAUUAACAUGAUAUUCAAAUGAUGUUUGGUUGAGCUUAAUCCAUCUCCUGUCCAGUUCCAUAUCCUAGACAGAUAACUGAUGAAAUCCUAAUUGGUUUUGUCGCCUCAACAUUGGGUUUUUUUGGUUCUUGUGGGGUAGCAAGGUCUUCAUGAUAGGGAAUGUAGAGCACUAGAGCUUACUGCAGAUCAAUUGAUGCUUUGUAGGAUUUAAAUUUCCAUAAAUAACAAAGAUGUAGAGAUCUCAAUGUGUUCUUUUAGGCCCAUAUUCAACUUUUAUGUCAAGGUCUCAACCCAAAUGUGUUCCAUUUUAACUGGUUAUAUGCUUAACAUGUCUCUUUUAUGUGUA